Molecule: messenger RNA, 1534 nt
Organism: Oncorhynchus gorbuscha (pink salmon)
Lineage: Eukaryota; Metazoa; Chordata; Actinopteri; Salmoniformes; Salmonidae
Product: ras-related protein Rab-3D-like
Exons: 5
Coding region: 531-1205 (224 amino acids)
Biological process (GO): protein localization to plasma membrane; regulation of exocytosis; protein secretion
Cellular component (GO): synaptic vesicle; plasma membrane; endosome
Molecular function (GO): GTP binding; GTPase activity
Source: RefSeq, a predicted model, not a curated record
CUAAAGCUGAUUGGGUUUUUCUUUUAACUACGCUGAUCCUUGUAUGUAUUCUCAUUUAUAUCGAUUUAAUUAGUAAUAUAGGCCUACCAUAUUUGAGUAACUGUUGUAGAGGAAAAGGUGGAGAAUCUUGUAUUUGUUUGCCUGGUUGACUAUACAUUUCCUCUGAACUGUAACAAUGUCAACUUUGUUGAACGAGGGGGAGAGAAAAUAAGAAAACGAACAAUCCAUGAAAUGCACAACGCGCACCCCUGUGCGCACGGCACUCUUAACUACCGUGGAAGUUCAGCAAACGGGCAACACUACAUACAGAGGUUGUGUGAACGUGGAUGCAUCGCUGUUCUCUGGGUCGGACUGUCGGUGACACUGGGUUAAUAUAGGGAAACUUCCGCAGCCUUCCAUAUCACAAACAUCUACGGAGGAGCGAGCAUGAGAUCCGGGAGUACCGUACAGUAGGCGAGAGGAAAGAAAGACAUCGAGUUGGAACCGGAGGAGGGAGUGGACGAAAAAACGAUUCACACACUGGAUUUGAGAUGGCGCUGGCGAGCGACCCCGGUGCCGGCCAGCAGCAGACCCAGGCCCAGAAGGAUGCCGCGGACCAGAACUUUGACUACAUGUUCAAGCUGCUGAUCAUCGGCAACAGCAGCGUGGGGAAGACCAGCUUACUCUUCCGCUACGCUGAUGACUCCUUUACCUCUGCCUUCGUCUCCACCGUGGGCAUCGACUUCAAGGUUAAGACGGUCUACCGCAACGAGAAGAGGGUCAAGCUACAGAUCUGGGACACGGCGGGCCAGGAGCGUUACAGGACCAUCACCACAGCCUACUACAGAGGAGCCAUGGGCUUCCUGCUGAUGUAUGACAUCACCAACCAGGACUCCUUCUACGCUGUGCAGGACUGGGCGACCCAGAUCAAGACGUACUCGUGGGACAACGCCCAGGUGAUCCUGGUGGGGAACAAGGCUGACCUGGAGGACGACAGGCUGGUACCAGCGGAGGACGGACAGAGACUGGCUGAUGAACUGGGGUUCCAGUUCUUCGAGGCCAGCGCCAAAGACAACAUCAACGUGAAGCAGGUGUUCGAGCGUCUCGUCGACGUCAUCUGCGAGAAGAUGAGCGAGAGCGUGAAUGGGGAGCCCAGCCCAUUGGCCAAUCACAAGGGCCCCAGCCUGCAGGACACGCCCCCAGACAAGGGUGGCUGCUCCUGCUGAUAACGCCUUAAACAUACAUACCGUAUACAUGCUCGUACACACACACACACACUGAAAAAUUAAAUACACAAACCACUCCCCACACACGCUCAUUGACUUGCCAGAAAUCUAGCGUUGUGAAUGUACUUUUGGUUUUGUAUAACAUUGUUGCUACUAUCCUUAUUACCGACUGGUUCCCCAGUCUCUUGCACUCACUUUGCUUCUAACAACAGAUUUCACAUCAGUCCUCUUGUUUAGAAUGAGCUGAUGGAAUGUAUUUUGCUAUAGGAUAGGCUUCUCGGAGUAGUGUGAAGUUUCCCCUAGACGCUGAUCUUGCCUCAGUUUUACAU